Molecule: messenger RNA, 1554 nt
Organism: Pipistrellus nathusii (Nathusius's pipistrelle)
Lineage: Eukaryota; Metazoa; Chordata; Mammalia; Chiroptera; Vespertilionidae
Source: the annotation of a GenBank genome assembly
AUGCUGAGCAGGUUGAUGAGCGGCAGCAGCAGGAGCCUGGAGCGCGAGUACAGCUGCACCGUGCGGCUGCUGGACGACAGCGAGUACACCUGCACCAUCCAGAGAGAUGCCAAAGGCCAGUACCUGUUUGACCUUCUUUGCCACCACCUGAACCUACUUGAAAAGGACUAUUUUGGGAUCCGCUUUGUGGACCCCGAUAAGCAGCGGCAUUGGUUGGAGUUUACGAAAUCUGUGGUGAAGCAGUUGAGAUCCCAGCCUCCGUUCACCAUGUGUUUCCGGGUGAAGUUCUACCCUACGGACCCUGCUGCCCUGAAGGAGGAAAUAACCAGGUAUUUGGUCUUCCUGCAGAUCAAAAGGGAUCUCUACCACGGCCGCCUCCUCUGCAAAACAUCCGAUGCCGCCUUGUUAGCGGCUUAUAUCCUUCAAGCGGAGAUUGGAGAUUAUGACCCAGGAAAACACCCUGAAGGCUACAGCUCCAAGUUCCAGUUUUUUCCUAAACAUUCAGAGAAGCUGGAAAGGAGGAUUGCUGAGAUUCACAGGACAGAACUCAGUGGCCAAACACCAGCAACGUCAGAGCUGAACUUCUUAAGAAAAGCGCAGACACUGGAGACCUACGGCGUGGACCCUCACCCGUGUAAGGAUGUGUCCGGAAAUGCCGCGUUUCUGGCCUUCACUCCUUUUGGAUUUGUGGUUCUUCAAGGAAACAAGAGGGUCCACUUCAUUAAAUGGAACGAGGUGACCAAGCUGAAAUUUGAAGGGAAGACUUUCUACUUGUAUGUAAGUCAGAAAGAGGAAAAGAAAAUUAUUCUCACAUAUUUUGCUCCAACUCCAGAAGCCUGCAAGCACCUCUGGAAAUGCGGGAUUGAGAACCAAGCCUUCUACAAGCUGGAGAAGUCGAGCCAAGUCCGCACCGUGUCCAGCAGCAACUUAUUCUUCAAAGGGAGCCGGUUCCGAUACAGUGGCCGAGUCGCAAAGGAAGUCAUGGAGUCGAGUGCCCAGAUCAAACGGGAGCCGCCCGAGAUCCACAGAGCUGGGAUGGUUCCCAGCCGCAGCUGCCCCUCCAUAACCCACGGCCCCCGGCUGAGCAGCGUCCCCAGGACCCGGAGAAGGGCUGUUCACAUCUCCAUUAUGGAAGGCCUCGAGUCCCUCCGGGACAGCGCCCAUUCCACCCCCGUGCGUUCCUCCUCCCACGGGGACGCCUUCCUGCCUCACGUGAGAAGCAGCCGGGCAGACAGCAACGAGCGAGUCGCCGUGAUCGCAGACGAGGCCUACAGCCCCGCAGACAGCAUGCUGCCCACCCCCGUGGCCGAGCACAGCCUGGAGCUGAUGCUGCUGUCCCGGCAGAUCAACGGGGCCACCUGCAGCAUCGAGGAGGAGAAGGAGUCCGAGGCCGGCACCCCCACGGCUGCCGAGGUGGAGGCCCUCGGGGGAGAGCUGAGGGCCCUGUGUCAGGGGCACGGCAGGCCGGAGGAGGAACAGAGUGGGCAUCUGAAGGGACCACCGCUACAGCAGCAGCGGCAGCAGGGGUGGGGUAAGUCUGUCCCCUUAGACUAG